This is a messenger RNA of Vidua chalybeata, 2016 nucleotides long. RefSeq names its product POC5 centriolar protein (gene POC5). Bases 426 to 1904 code for a protein of 492 amino acids. Lineage: Eukaryota; Metazoa; Chordata; Aves; Passeriformes; Viduidae. The transcript has 14 exons. Gene Ontology annotation, cellular component: centrosome. The record is from RefSeq and is a predicted model, not a curated record.
CUGAGCCUAUCGCAGAGGUGGUUCCUCUUCCGUUCCGGCAGUUUGAAACGGUCGGGGCCGGCGGGCGGCGGCAGGCUGGGGCCCGCAGGAACUUACCGGUAUUUUGUAGUACUUAGUGCUUGUUCACUGAGAUCAAAGCUGACAAGUUAUUCUUAGGCUGGCUUGGCUGAGCAGGAUCUUCUGAAGCACUGAUGCAGUUAUCGAUCACAGCCAGCACGGGUUCAUGAGAAGAAGAUCUGGCCUGAGAAACUUAAUUCCCUUUUAUGAGAAGGUGACCCACCUACUUGAUCAAGAGAAACCAGUUGACGUGAUCUUUUUGGAUUUCAGUAAAGCUUUUGGUACUGUCUCUCCCAGUAUCCUUCUGGAGAAAAUGUCCAGCACACAGCUGGAUAAGCACAUUACGUAAUAGACAUACUUUGUGCAGAAUGUCAUCUGAUGAGAAGAAGAGCAUAAGUCCAAUUUUCCCAGAUGACUGUGUUCAGGACAGUUCUGCUUCUUCAGAUUCUCAGGAUGAAUAUAAAGAGCUGUUUCAUUUUACUGUAAUGACUCCGAAGUUUGAACAGUGUGUCUCAAAGUUGCCAGAGCCUGCCUCAGAACAGAGACCACCUGACAGAGUUUCCAGGUUAACAGAUGAUGCCAGUCAUCGUAAUAUGCCAGUCUCAACAUCAGAGAAGCAGGCUGGUAUGGAACAACCUGCUCUUCCAGAAGCAGCUUCUUCCACACAUGGUCCAAGAGAAGUCGGCAAAACCACAGUGACUGAAUUAACUUCAGCAGAUGGAAAAGUCACUCAAAUAGAAAAUAUAGUUGAUCACUGGAGUGGAAGUCUUAAGACAAAUAUUCUGACUGAACUGAAAAAUUGGGAACUUAAUACGAUUCAACAUCACAAGCUUCAAAUGAGACAAGAGAAAGAGAAACAUGUCACACAAGUGAAGCAACUGCAGAAUGAGAUGGAAAACCUGAAAGAGUUACUUCAUACUUAUGAAAUCUCUAUUAGCAGGAAAGAUGAGGUAAUUAUUAACUUGACCCGAGCAUUAGAAAAGCAAAAGGAGAGAGCAGUGUUGAUGAGAGCAUUUACACUGUGGCGGAUUCAGCAUGCUAAAGCCAAACAAGAGGAAUAUGCAAUUAGAAUGGCAGAUAGACAUUUCCAGACGGCUUUGAUGAAGAAAGUGUGGGCCGCAUGGUGCUCUGUUAGUGAAGAAAGACGGAAAGACAAAGUAGCAAGAGCCUGUCAGUUAAGGGCAGAAGAUAUGUGUGUUCAGCUUGCCAAUGAUUGUGAAGCGAAAAUUGCAGAGUUAACUGCUGCUUUGGAACAGUCAAGAGCUGAGAUUCUGCGACUGCAUACUGAAAGAGAUCAGUAUGAAGACACUGUUAAGAAAGCCUUUAUGCGUGGUGUAUGUGCUUUGAAUCUGGAAGCAAUGACCAUGUUUCAAAGCACGGACAGUAGGCCAGAUCCUGAUGUAGGAAGCAGGAGAAAUGAUCAUGCUACCACUGGUGCAGGAAGGCCACCUCCUUCACAAUAUAAUCAACCGUUACCACCACCUCCACCAGCAGCUGCUCUUCAGAUGGAAAACAUGUUUUGCAGCCACCUGGCUCAUGCAAGCACUCCUGAGACCAGACUAGGUUCUGAUUCUCCAGUUAUCUUCAAUAGCACAACAUCAGGAUCUGGUGUGACAUCAACUCAAAAACUGCCCACAGCAAAAGUAAUAACAUCUGCACAACAGAAAGCAGGAAGAACAAUCACUGCUCGAAUCACAGGCCGAGCUGAUAUGGGACAAAAAUCCAGAGCUUCUAGGAGUUUAAUAGUGAGGAGAGUUGCUCCACCCACAAGUUCAGUUAUUGUUGAGAAGCAUCAUCCAGUCACUCAGCAAACCACAUCACAAGCCAAUGCUGCUAAGUAUCCUUGAACUGUGCUUCGUUCUUCUGGCUCUACAGCUGUGGGACCUGCAGGAUAAGCUGGACGAGUGCUUCAGGGCCAAACUCAUACCAGUGUUCAGUCAAUAAAAGUUGUUAACUGUC